Molecule: messenger RNA, 687 nt
Organism: Ichthyophthirius multifiliis
Lineage: Eukaryota; Ciliophora; Oligohymenophorea; Hymenostomatida
Product: ras oncogene family protein, putative
Exons: 2
Molecular function (GO): GTPase activity; GTP binding
Source: RefSeq, a predicted model, not a curated record
AUGUCAAUAUAAUAAUAAGAAAACACAUACUAAUUUAAAAUCUUAUUAAUAGGUGAUAGUGGGGUAGGAAAAACAUGUUUAAUGACCAGAUAUGCUGAUGAUCGUUUUAAUAUAGAUAUGAAAUCAACUAUAGGAGUUGAAUAUAGCAAAAAAAUAGUAAAAGUUGAUAAUUCGACAAUCAACUUAUAAAUAUGGGAUACUGCAGGAUAAGAAAGAUUUAGAGCAAUGGCUCCCCAUUAUUAUAAAGGAGCUUUAGGUAUUUUAAUUGUUACUGAUGUUACAAAAAGGGAAAGCCUUGAAAACGUAGAAAAAGUAUGGUUAAAAGAAAUAAAUAAUAAUGCUAGUAAAUAGAUUAAGAAAAUUUUAAUUGGAAAUAAAAGCGAUUUAAAUGAUUAAAGAGCUUAAAGUUAAAACGAAGCAAUCGAAAUUGCAAAAUAAAAUGAUAUGGCUUACUUAGAAACUUCAGCUUUAGAUAGUUCUAAUGUAAAUGAAGCUUUUUAAUUAUUAGUUAAAGAAAUACUUAGUAAUAUUGAUGAUUUUCCAGAAGAAUUAAGACCAAGGAAUCUUACUAUUAGAAGAGAAUAAUCUUUUAUAAAAUAAAUUAAUAUUUAAGUUGAUAAUAACACAUAAAAAAAAUCUUUGUAAACCCAAAAUUAAGUUUAAAAUAAAAAAUAAGGUUGCUGUUGA